Molecule: messenger RNA, 1510 nt
Organism: Erinaceus europaeus (western European hedgehog)
Lineage: Eukaryota; Metazoa; Chordata; Mammalia; Eulipotyphla; Erinaceidae
Gene: BPIFB6
Product: BPI fold containing family B member 6
Exons: 15
Coding region: 1-1356 (451 amino acids)
Molecular function (GO): lipid binding
Source: RefSeq, a predicted model, not a curated record
AUGCUUCGGAUCCUCUGCCUGGCGCUCUGUGGCCUGCUGACUGGUUCUCGAGCUGACCCUGGGGCCCAGCUGCGGCUGGGCAUGGACAUCAUGAACCAUGAGGUCCAGAGUGCCAUGGACGAGAGCCACAUCCUGGAGAAGAUGGCAGCUGAGGCAGGCCAGCCCCGGCCAGGGAUGAAGCCCAUCAAGGGCAUCAAAGAUGUGAAGGUGAAGGAUGUGCUGACACCGGUUAUCACACUGAACGUCGUGCCUGGGGAGGGCAUCUUCCAAUGUGUAUCCACGGGCAUGACCAUCACUGGCAAGAGCUUCAUGGGGGGGAACAUGGAGAUCAUCGUGGUCUUGAACAUCACAGCCACCAACCGGCUUCUACAGGACGAGGAGACAGGCCUCCCCACAUUCAAGAGCGAGGGCUGUGAGGUCAUCCUGGUCAACGUGAAGGCCAACCUGCCCAGCAACAUGCUGCCCAAGGUGGUCAACAAGUUCUUGGACAGCACCCUGCACAAAGUUCUCCCUGGCAUGAUGUGCCCUGCCAUCGAUGAAGUCCUGGUAUAUGUGAACAAGAAGUGGGCCAACCUGUACAACCCCGGGCCCGUGGGCCAGUUCGGCACUGUCAAAUACCUUCUGGCAUCUGUCCCGACUCCCACAGCCAGCAACAUCCAAGUGGACUUCAGUCCGGAGGUGCAGAAGCAAGGGGGUAGUGCCAUCGAGAUUGCUGAUGGGCAGACCCUGGAGCUGCCUGAGGGCUAUGCUGAAGGAUCCUCACAGCUGUUGCUCUCAGCUGCCUUCCUCACUGCAGAGCUCACCCUUCUGCAGAAGUCCUUUGAUGUGAAGAUCAAGGAUAAGAAGAUUGGGAAGCUGCCACAAACCACGAAGACAUUGGCUGACCACAUCCCUGCAGUGGCUGAGGCCUAUCCCAAGCCGAAGCCCUUGGUGACCCAGAUCAAGAUAAACAAGCCCCCCAAGGUCACCAUGAAGAUGGGCAAAAGCCUGCUGCAUCUCCAUGGCACCCUGGAGAUAUUUGUGGCACGGCGGCGUGGCAAGCCGGUGUCUCUCUUCCUCCUGGAAGUUCACUUCAACCUGAAAGUUCAGUUUUCAGUGCGCAAGAACCAGCUGCACAUGACCACAUCUUUUAACAGCUUGCUGAGCCUGUCCCGGGAGUCUUCCUCCAUUGGUAACUUCAAUGAGAAGGAUUUGACUGACUACAUCACUGAUUAUCUCCAAGAAGGCUAUGUCCCAAAGGUUGAAGAUGUGCUCCAGGUUGGGCUCCCCCUCCCGGACUUCCUGGACAUGAACUACAACCUGGCAGUGCUGGAUGUAGCGGAGAACACUCUGGUCCUGGACUUGAAGCUGAACUGAUGGAGGCAGGAGCCAUCUGCCAGCUGCCUGCGCACCACCAAGCAGCUGCACCCAUGGAGGAGCCCCAGUGCAGCCAAAUGGACCCCGCCCACUGCUGGCGGCUGCUUUCUGUGAUAAGGAAGAGUGGAAUGGCGGUGGGCUCUGGGCUGGGGCC